CAGCACAACACAUUUGGCUGGGACCAGCUGCUGCUCCACUCCUCGGCACUUGGAGCCAUUCUAAGCCGCCUGCACUGCAGCUGCCAUGACAAGCCAAAGCUCUUAAGCGGUGUGAAGAUCACCUGCGUGGUUGGCACUCUUGAGCCGACCCAGGAGAAGGCCUUGAACUCUUGGCAUUAUUAUUUGCGGUGCAUUUUAAUUACGCCGGCAGCAUGGAAAUGCUGACUUGGGCCAGACUUGGCCAGUUGGCCAGUUGCAUAAUGCAUCAUUCAGGCAGGGAGCGGUACCGGAGAUCGGCGAUCGGUGGUCGGAGGCGCGACUUCCCGUUUCGGUAGCGCCAGCAAUUGUCUCGAUGAUUUAUACAGGCAUUCCGCGUUGGCAGCUAUAAAUUGCUAAAUGGCCAUUACAGAAUUAAUUACACGACUGGCGGGAGGCUGGAACACCCGCUCCCUGGCUCCGUUGCUCUGUCAGUCCUAAUUGACCUUUUGAACAAUCAGCACACGCCUAGAACAUGAAUUAUUAUCUUGUAAAUUGUCACGUAUUAGCCGUGCAAGAGCGAUAUGCAAAGCAGAACCAGAGCAAUGUCCAUGUAACUUUAAAGAUAUUGAAUUACAUUGGCGUCGACAUUACCAGAAAGCCCAAGCUGGACAAAAUGUGUGAAUAAAAUAAGUAAAUUAACUUUACAAACAAGAAAUACCCAAGAUAAAGCAAUUGAUUCUUGCAAGUACAUACUUAAACAACUUACCGAAAGGCAUCAUUAAUGUGAUUUAUUAACUGGUAAUUUCCUGCUCACUCAUUAAAUCAGCAAGAAAUGGAAAUUAUUCGCACGGCUUUAUCUUAACUGUUAUUAAAUAUGGACAGGCCAUAUACUAGCCAGCUUUAGAAUCAAUAAACGUCGAGUUUCCUCAAGUAUUCCCACGUACUCUUGAGCUUUCUCAUAACAAUCAGCAUAAACAUACCAGAAGCAAAUUAAUAAGGAAAAUUCUUUUAAAAAGAUAACUAUAAAAAGUGCCCUCACAUAAUUUAGCCCAACAAUUUGCUUUGAAAUUUCAACUUAAAACUGCCAAAUAGUCAAUAAAUUUGUGGUUCGAUGACUGCUUUUGGUGCGGUGUUAUUUAAUAUGGAAAUUAUUAGCGUGUGGAUAAAGCCCUUACAAGCUAAAAAUAUGGCAAAACAGAAAUACCUUAUAAUUUCGAUUAUUCUUCUUUAAAUUUCGAUUUCCUAGUGAGUUAUUGACAUGCCAAAAGCUUUUCCAACACUCAACCAGUGACAGGUGGAAAAUAUUCUACCUUAUAGUGGAAAGACACCCCCAUCCCAUUUAGAGUAAAAAACCACCACCAUGAGCGUGUGGAGCGAGGGCAUCAGUCUCCCUGGCAACAUGGACACCAGUCCGCCGCAUGAAAAACGUAAACAAAAGCCAAAAAAGAACUCCAAAAAGAAGAAAUCCCAGAGUGCCAAAGAGAGCAAUUCAAAGCCCAUGGAGGCAAAAGCCACUGCCAGUUACUUUAGUUUGAGUAUCACGGGACAGAUAGUGUCCGCCACAUUUCCACUGGGUCCCGACAAGGAGUUCGUCUUCCUGCGCUACGAAUUGAUAGCGGGUCCCGACUGGCAGCUGGCCUCCGGGCCCCAGCACGGACUCACCCAACUGGCCACCAAUAAGAGCGGCCACUUCAACGAGCCGAUUGUCUUCAACAUGCCCAUCGAGGUGACCUACAGGAGCACCAGUCCCUAUGGCUGGCCCCAAAUCCUCGUCAGCGUCUUCGGGCGCAGUGGCCUGGGGCGCGAAAGAUUGCUGGGCUACGCCCACAUCCACCUUCCGGUGUUUGGUAGCCGUCGACCGGCUGAGCAAAUGGAGCAGCUGCAGACCCCCAUACUCAUGCCCAAGUGCCCCAAUAUGAUUGCAGAUGUGACCAGCUGGCUGCUGCGCCGUGAACCGGAGCUGAAGGAUCCGAAGGUGCUGCUGGACAACCUCAAGUGCAAGGGCCUGGCCAUGGAGUCCUACGGCAGCCUGGACUUCCAGCUAUCCUCGGUGAUGAGAGGAGCCCGCAAGCUGGGCUACCAUUGGCAUGCCUGAAGGGGCCUUAUGUGUGUGUCAAUAAAACGUGAAUUUGAAAAGCGUUUGUCUUAAUCUAAUUGGCUGGCGCAAGACGGAGUAGUAGGAGGAGGAGGAACAGAUGGGCCUGUGUUGAGUGGCUGCCUCAAACUUGACCUUGUCCAUGGUGGCCCUUCGGCGGCUUAGACGGCUCGGAAAUGACGCGCACUGCUUGUAAUCCGACG
This is a messenger RNA of Drosophila kikkawai, 2277 nucleotides long. It is a transcript of the gene B9d1, whose product is annotated as B9 domain-containing protein 1. Gene Ontology annotation, cellular component: MKS complex. Gene Ontology annotation, biological process: cilium assembly. Lineage: Eukaryota; Metazoa; Arthropoda; Insecta; Diptera; Drosophilidae. The record is from RefSeq and is a predicted model, not a curated record.